GGUGGAAAUGGUCGCUCGCUCAGUCGACUGAGGAAAAAGAAGACAUUAGCUAGCUGCUAACAGUAAAGCACACUAACAUUUCAUCUGAAUACAGCCAAGAAACGAAGGCGACUGAACAAUGACACAUAUUAAGUUUCUCUGCAGGGGUAAGUGAGGUGUAUCGUACCCCGUCCUAGGAUGGACAGUUAUUUUAAGGCUGCUGUGUGCGACCUGGACAAGCUUUUGGAUGACUUUGAGCUCAAUGCAGAGGAGCUUGAGAACAAGCCUGCCACUUUUGCAAGCGCUCCUUGUCCGGACUCCACGAUCAUCCCUGGUCACCAUUUGGACCUUCAGAGCUUCAUACCAGAGCAACACACAGUUACACAAACACUCCCAGAUGUCAGUGCCCUGCACUAUGGACUUACAUCACAAAGCAUUACUUUAAACCAAAAAGAUUCUUAUUCAAAUGAACGGCCGCUCACAGGUGUGGAUCUUCUGUCCUCUGUCGAUAGCAGAGGCAUCAAAAGUUCAGCUCCACCUUGUCCGGACCGGUCGCUGAAGCCUGUGUGUGACCUAGUGAACGAUACGGGUUCUGCAAACCUCCAGCAGGCUGACAGUCAGGAGGACUUUAAAGAGCUGGAUGUUCCUGAGAAACAAACUAAUGAGGUGCUGCUAGUGGACUUCGAGAGUCCUGUAGUAUCUAGUCCAGAAGAUGCUUCUAACGCCGGUGAAUUACCAAAACUUGACUCUGAGGUUAACUAUAACUCAUUCAGCCUGCUGGAUGUCAUAUUACCGGCCGUUGGUGACCCUCAUGGUUCAAGUAGCAUCACACCUUUGGAGUGCAAUCAGAUUGAAAGUUCUUGUCCUGAAGACUCAAACUCCAAUGAUCAGAACAAUUCUCCAUGCGAAGUCUCAGUGAACGAGGACGAUGUUAGUAAUUCAGAUCCUCAUGCUACAGAUGAAGCUAUUUCAGCAACCAAAGAAGAGCAUGCUGUAUCGCUCCAGCCGGACUCAACAGAUACCCAACUGUCUGAAGAUCUCAGUGUUAAAACUCCAGAGGAUUCAGCUGGAAGUCCCUCCUUGGAGAAGGAACCUUCUCUCUCUUGCUUGCCGAUGGCCGUAUCUAUGUGUGGAUCCCUUGUGGCGUCUUUAGACCCACAGACAGCAGUGACUGGAACCAAAGAUGAGGCUGAUCUGGAAAAAAAUUCAGCGAUUCAAGAGGCUGAAGAGUUAAUUCUUCCGUUAGAAGAACCCACAACUCCGUUCUCCUCCAAUAGGCCUGAUUCCUCACCUGAAGAUGAACCUGAGCUAGUCCAAAUCAUGUCGAACACAGAAAGGGCGACUGCUGUCUCGGGCCAUUACCCUGAAAGAAACUUUAAGCGCAACUUGUCGCCAACAGAGAAAGAGUUGUGUGAAAGCAACCCAUCUCCGCCCUAUUCAGAAAGCCCAAAUUUUUCCUACGAGUUCAGUAUCGCCAACGAUUACCUUCCUGAAAGCGACCAGACCGUUAUGAUGGUUACGGACGAGGAGCUGGACGCCUUUCUGAUGGGUCAGGAUGUGAAAAUGAACUCCGACGCAGGUGCAGAAAAAUUCGUAGAUGUCAGCUUUUCAGAAUUUAACGGAAACGUGGAAGGCUUUUUAGAUGAGGAGCUGCAGAGCUGUAAAGUCGAGACGUUUGCUUCUCCUGAGAGUGAUGGUUCACUUCAAUAUCUGGAGGAGAGCGAAGGUUCUAGCGUUUCUUCUUCAUCUCAGGACAGCAGCCCGCUGAGGACAGACUCCACACAAACUAUUAUCCAUGAGAAUGCAACCAGCCCUGUUGAGAUUCAGUCAGUUUGUGCCCCCAACCAAGAGUCAAAUUACGGCGGGGCGAGACCAAAGCAGUUAUCCAACCAAAUCGCACGGCCUCCAUCUGAAAGACACCGGACCGGCCAUGCUGAACCCAAUGUAGCAGGCCUUUCUGCAGAGCAUGGCUCGCAAAUUUCUCCCAACCAAGAUGAAAAUAACUGUGAACCCCCUUCUUAUCAGCAAUAUGAUGCCAGUUAUGGCCAUGAUGAGCUUUCAGAGCCUCCACCAUACCCAGGAGAGAGUCCUGAUCCACCAGCACACGAGGCCGAGGAUCUGGGGUCAAAGCAGCCUCCUUGGGUGCCAGACUCCGAGGCUCCUAACUGCAUGAAUUGUGAGCAAAAGUUUACCUUUACCAAGAGGAGACACCAUUGCAGAGCAUGUGGGAAGGUGUACUGUGCUAACUGCUGCAACCGCAAAUGCAGACUGAAAUAUCUGGACAAAGAAGCCAGGGUUUGUGUCAUCUGCCAUGUUACCAUACAGAGAGCUCAAGCCCAUGAGAGAAUGAUGAGCCCUACUGGGCCCAGUCCCAAUCCCAACAUUCCAUCAGAGUACUGCUCCACCAUACCGCCCAUGCAGCAGGCCCGCGCCGCCGGCACCCUCAACUCUCCCCCACCCACCGUCAUGGUCCCCGUGUCUGUCCUCAAACACCCCGGUGAUGAUGGGUUUCCACGUGAGCAGAAGCACGUGUGGUUUGCCGAUGGUAUCCUGCCGAACGGUGAGGUCGCCGACACCACCAAACUCUCCGUACAGACCCGGAGAUCCUCUCAGGAGUCGAGCCCAGUAACGCCAGACCCGCCGGGGCCCAAUGGUAAAUUUCCUGGCGAGUGUGAUCAGAGCGCCGGAGGAAGUUCUGACAGCGCUGCUGAGGUGAGCCGCCCACACAUCAGAGGCCCAUGGGACUACGGCCUGCUCUGUGCGGUGGGCAGCUGUGUGCAGGGAGUGGUCAGUCUGGUGCCAGAGGACGACGACGGUCUGCCUCCACUGCUCAUUACCACAGGAGAGGAGGAAUAUGGGGAUUUAUUAGUUGAGGAACGUCCUGCUGCUUGCCAAAUAUUGCUGCUGUUGGAAGAGGGAGGCCCACAACCACUGACCUUCGUGCUCAAUGCCAAUUUACUGGUGAACAUCAAGAUUGUCACAUAUGGUGGGAAGAGGUGCUGGUGUCUGAGCUCUAAUGGUCUUCAGGGAGUGGGCCAGAAGGAGCUGGUGUUUAUAAUUGAGUGUCUCGCAGAGGAGAACAACCUGCCUAGAGACAUAUUCAACCUGUAUGUUAGUAUCUACGAGGAUGCACAGAAAGGGAAGUUCAUCGAGCACCUUGGCAACGUGACGUUCACUGACAGUUUCCUGGGCAGUAAAGAUCACGGGGGCAUCCUGUUCUUCACUCCAACCUUUCAGCCACUGGAUGGUCUUGCUCUGCCGCAGGUCUCGUUCCUCUGUGGUGUUUUGAUUCAGAAACUAGAGGUUCCCUGGGCUAAAGUGUUUCCCCUCCGACUGCUGCUCGCUCUGGGGGCACAAUACAGCGGCCUUGUAACCCCAAAUCUUUGGAUCCACCUUCAUUCUUGAGUUUUGUUGAUUCUGACACAGGAUCUGAGGAACUACCAGUACAGUUUACCUGUGGUGGAAAGUCUGCGAGUGCACAUGGAGAUGGGCAACAGCUACAUCGACAUUCCUAAGUCCAGGUUUAAUGAGAUGCUGAAGGUGGUGAACUCCUCCAAUGAACACGUGAUCAGUUUCGGCGCCUGUUUCAGCACUGAGGCUGAUUCUCACUUGGUUUGCAUGCAGAACGAGGACGGAAGCUACCAGACGCAAGCCAACAGUAUACCAGGAAAAACCAGGAGAGUGACUGGAGCUAGUUUUGUGGUUUUUAACGGUGCUCUGAAAGCCUCAUCAGGAUUCAUUGCCAAAUCCAGCAUUGUGGAGGACGGGUUAAUGGUGCAAAUCCCUCCGGAGACCAUGGAAGGUUUACGACAGGCCCUCAGGGACCAAACUGACUUUCAGAUCCCCUGUGGGAAGGCAGAUUCGGAUGAGACACGGGAAAAUGUGAAUGUACGCUGGGUCGACUGGACUGCACCUGUCAACUCUGGAGUCAUCAGUCCGGUGGAUGGCAGGUCUCUAGAGGGAGUGUCAAGCGUCAAGAUUCAACAGGACUCAGAGUUUGAGAUGGACGGCCAAACCAUCAGGUGUACUGAGGUCUUCUAUCUGCUGAAGUCUUCAGACGUCUCACUGUCUGCUGUCCUCACGUCAUCGGCUCAGUUUCAGAGAGAGAUCACCACCGCCAGCUGCGCCGCCCUCUGCCCUCACCUCUCUGUGCUCUUGGCGAAUGGAUUCAACUCUCUCGCACUCCGUGUCUCCACCGACUCAGACAUGGUUGAGUACCAGGCUGGCUCUGGUGGCCACCUCCUGCCUCAGAAGUAUUUGAAUGAUCUGGACGGGGCUCUAAUUCCCGUCAUCCACGGAGGAAGCUCCUGUGUCCCCCAUCAGGCCAUGGACAUGGAGUUUUUCUUCUACAUCUCACUGAGCAUUUGAAAGCUGGUGACUUACAAACUUUGCAUCCACAGGCAGCCAUUGGGACCUUCACGACUGGUAGCAAUGAAUCGCAGAUACGGAGAGACAGACUUCGUAUCUGAUCUCUGACAAGGUAUGGAGAGUUUGAUGCAUUUUAGAGGAACUUCACUGAAGUGGAACUAUAUUAGCGAUCCUUUAGAAUAAAGCAGAGGUCAGCAACAAAAAUAAAAACGUGAGAACUUUGCUGUGCUUCUUCGUGUUUCCAGCGUCUGUUCAAUGGAUGCCGGUCGAUGAAUGUUGGUUUGAAUGCGAACAGAAUUGUUUAUGUAUGACUAUGAUGUCAGAUAUACCAAUAAUUAUAAAUGUUACUUGAUUGCACACAUGGCAACCGUGCAUAUGAAGUGCUGCAUUUCUUUAUGUCUGUUUUUUCUGAGCUGGAAUCUGCAAUGUUUUUUUCCCAUCCGUCAUAAUUUACUGUUACCUUAUGAAGUAGCUUCACGUGGACUUAAGAAUCCAUAUGAAGGUUUUAUGUACUGAUUAUGUACUUUCUAAGUACUGCAUCUUAUGGUUAGUCAUUUUUCUCAAUCUGUAAAAUACACAUAUUUACACUAUAAAACAUAUAGAUGAAAUCAUCUGCUAAUUCAAUUAAACUUUUAUUAAGCUUAAAUACUAUUUUUGGAACAGACAGUUCAUGUGUUGAUUAAAGGUGAUAUUUUUGAUAGGGCAUUGAAAUUACAAAUUAAAACUCA
Molecule: messenger RNA, 5075 nt
Organism: Sinocyclocheilus anshuiensis
Lineage: Eukaryota; Metazoa; Chordata; Actinopteri; Cypriniformes; Cyprinidae
Product: zinc finger FYVE domain-containing protein 16-like
Exons: 18
Biological process (GO): endosomal transport
Cellular component (GO): early endosome membrane
Molecular function (GO): metal ion binding
Source: RefSeq, a predicted model, not a curated record